UACAGUGAGAUUACACGAAAGUAUUCAGGAAGAGCAUUGCCACUACCUUGUCUUCGAUUUAGUAACAGGCGGUGAACUUUUCGAAGAUAUUGUCGCUCGAGAAUUUUACAGUGAAGCCGAUGCUUCCCACUGUAUACAGCAAAUUCUAGAAAGCGUCCAUCACUGCCACCACAAUGGAAUUGUGCACAGAGAUCUCAAGCCCGAGAACCUUCUCCUCGCUAGUAAAGCGAAGGGUGCAGCUGUGAAAUUAGCAGAUUUUGGAUUAGCCAUUGAAUUACAGGGCGACGCACAGGCGUGGUAUGGUUUUGCUGGUACGCCUGGUUACUUAAGUCCAGAAGUUCUUAAAAAAGAACCUUAUGGUAAACCUGUAGAUAUUUGGGCAUGUGGAGUUAUUCUUUACAUCCUCCUUGUUGGAUACCCUCCAUUUUGGGAUGAAGAUCAGCAUCGAUUGUACGGACAAAUUAAAGCCGGAGCGUAUGACUAUCCAAGUCCGGAAUGGGAUACUGUAACACCCGAAGCGAGAAACCUCAUCAAUCAGAUGUUAACGGUAAACCCAUCGAGACGCAUAACUGCCAGUGAUGCACUUAGACACCCAUGGAUUUGUCAACGUGAGCGUGUUGCAUCGGUGGUACACAGGCAAGAGACUGUGGAUUGCUUGAAGAAAUUCAAUGCAAGGCGCAAAUUAAAAGGUGCCAUUUUAACCACAAUGAUUGCGACGAGGAAUUUUUCCAGUAAGUAUGAUGCACAGGCUCGAAGUAUCAUUACCAAGAAGGGCGACGGGUCUCAAGUGAAGGAAUCAACCGACAGCAGCACUACUAUUGAAGAUGACGACGUCAAAGAGGAUAAGAAGGGAGGUGUCGACCGGAGCAGCACGGUCAUUGCCAAAGAACCAGAAGGCUACGCGUCCCAGGGCACACCGCCGAAUAGUCCGGCAGCAGCGUCCAUAUUUUCAAAAGUUAUGGGUGCCGCUGCAGCAAGUAAACAGAAUCAGGGAUGUGGAAACUCAUUAGGAAUAGCCGCAGUACUCCUUCACGGAGCACAAGCUGACAGUGGACAUGGCAACAGCAACAGCAGUAGCAGCGGAGGGAGUACUAGUACAAGCAGCCAAAAUAGUCAAACGGGUAUUUUAUUAUCAUUUCCAUCUGUGGUGAGUGUCAACUGUCCUCCAAGACAUCGGAAUUCAUCAGCUGCAGCUCGCAGGCAGGAGAUUAUCAAGAUGACUGAGCAGCUCAUUGAAAGUAUUAACACCGGUGACUUCGAGGGUUACACGAAAAUCUGUGAUCCACAUCUGACUGCAUUUGAACCAGAGGCUUUAGGUAAUUUAGUCGAAGGAAUGGACUUUCACAAAUUUUACUUUGAUAAUGUCCUGGGGAAGAAUUCUAGUUGCAAGGCCGUCAACACAACAAUUCUUAACCCUCAUGUGCAUUUACUUGGCGAAGAUGCCGCUUGCAUCGCUUACGUCAGGCUUACUCAAUUUGUAGACAAACAAGGGGUAGCGCAUACCCAGCAAAGCGAGGAGAGUCGUGUAUGGCAGAAAAAGGACAACAAAUGGCAGAAUGUGCACUUCCAUCGAAGUGCUGUGACUGGGCCAUCGCCUUUCUCUUGCAAUCAUAAAUAA
Molecule: messenger RNA, 1618 nt
Organism: Cotesia congregata
Lineage: Eukaryota; Metazoa; Arthropoda; Insecta; Hymenoptera; Braconidae
Source: the annotation of a GenBank genome assembly